This is a messenger RNA of Labrus mixtus (cuckoo wrasse), 2143 nucleotides long. It is a transcript of the gene mkks, whose product is annotated as MKKS centrosomal shuttling protein. The transcript is spliced from 4 exons. Gene Ontology annotation, biological process: chaperone-mediated protein complex assembly; developmental process; cilium assembly. Gene Ontology annotation, molecular function: ATP binding. Gene Ontology annotation, cellular component: cytoplasm; nucleus; kinociliary basal body. NCBI's taxonomy places the organism in Eukaryota, Metazoa, Chordata, Actinopteri, Labriformes, Labridae. The record is from RefSeq and is a predicted model, not a curated record. Bases 1 to 1704 code for a protein of 567 amino acids.
AUGUCUCGGUUUGUUAAUAAAUCUCCUUCAAUCUGCACCGAUCGACCUUUAAACAACACCGACGUCUGCACGAAGCUGCGGUUACUGAAGCAGCUCCUCACAUCCUGUUUGGGUCCCACAGGGAGACUUAAACACGUUCAUAACAACAUCGGAGGACACGUGGUUACGACCUCAGCCUCCUCGGUGCUGCUCACAUCCGUCACCUCCUCACAGCCAAUCAUCAACCUGAUAAAAAGCUCCAUCCUCAACCACGUCUCCCGGUUCAGCGACUGCGGCUUGUUUGCAGCUGUUCUUUGUUUAUCUCUAAUAGAAGAAGCAAAGCAGAGCGGUGUGAGGAGACAGGUGAACAAACACCUGCUGAGUCUGUGCACCUCUUACCUCCAACAUGAACACUGUGGUUGCAGAGUGCCUCUGGACUUCUGCAGCAGUCAGGACCUGAUCACAUUAUCUCUCAGUGUUGUCUCCAGUAAACCUGCAUGUGUGCUAACAGAGGCCGAGGCUCUUCACAUCAGCAGGCUGGCUGUGCGGGCGUUUCUGCUGACUGUUCCCUGUGACAGCCCGGGUCCAGUCAGACUCGGCAGAACAGUGAGUGUUGGUGUUGAAGGACAUCCUGUGCUUAACUCUGAGGUGUUUCCAGGUUUACUGGUGGAAGUGCAUGACAUAUUCUGCCUCAAAACUGCAGAACACCUGCGUUCAGACCCCCUGCGGGUUGUGUUGUUCAGCACAUCUCUAGCUGGAGACCUGUGUGAGCUGGGCGAUGGGAUCAUCCAGGUGCACCCAGGUGUGGACACAGACUCUCAGAUCCUGGAUCAGCUCCUGGAGCUCUGUGAACGUGUGAUCGGAGAUGGAGUGAAGCUCUUUGUGUGUCAGAAGGUCGUACACCCGGUCCUGCAGCAGUACCUGAGGAGGCAUGGCGUCAUGGUGAUGGAGAGGGUGGGGAUCUCUCUCAUGGAGCCGCUCGCUCUGCUGACAGGUGCUCUACCUGUGGCCACGCUGCACGCCACAAUCCCCGCCAAGGCUUACGGGACGGUGAAGGAGGUCAGCGUCAAGGAGUUUGGAUCGAAGACGAUGCUGCACUUGGAGCCCGCUGGAGAGUCUGCCAUCUGCACCAUGACCCUCUGCCACAGGAACGAGACCAUGCUGAGCGAGCUGAAGGUGGUGUGCCAGCAGACGGAGCACGUCUUGAGACUCACCUUGAAGGAGCCUUCGGCCUUACUGGGAGGAGGCUGCACAGAGACUCACCUAGCUGCUUACAUCAGACAUCAGAGCGUGGAGGAAGUGGCAGAGAGCGCCUCGGCUCUGGGAUGCUCGCAGACAGAGUACCUCCUCGGGGUUGAAGGAUUCUGCCGCUCUCUGGAGGCGGUGGCUGCGGCGCUGCAUCACGACGGGGGAGACUCUUUCAUGGACCUGACUCACGCUCACCACUGGACCCGCCCCGCGGACGCCAUGACGGAAAACAUGGAGGACAACUCGGCCCUCUGCUGCGGCUGUGGACUGGUGCAAAGUGGUCCAACGGUGGACAUGAAGUGGACUCAUCUGAACACUGAACACCCAGAGUUCUCUCCUGCAGCGCUGCUGAAAGACAGAGCCGUGCAGCCUCGUGUGCUCGACUCCUUCACCGCUAAACUCAACGCUCUGCAGGUCGCUGUAGAAACUGCUAAUCUGGUGCUGGAUGUUCGAUUUGUAAUUCAAGAUACGAACUAGCAGGAUGGAGUGGCACAACCUGUCUCACUUCUAAGCAAAGAAACAGUCUGUGUCGUUUGGCAAGAAACAAACUUUUUCCCGAUGCCUUUUGUAAAUCGAGUUAAUCCACCUUUAAAGGAUUUAUUCAUCAAUCUGUCGUCAUUUCAUUUGAAAAGCAGAAAUCAUGUUUCCUUGUUUUUUGUCAGGACUUAUGAUGCAUGCUAACCAGCUGUGCAGCAGGUUGACAUACAUGCACAGAUGGCCUAGUGGUUAGUGCCACCUUAUGUACAGAGGCUAUAGUCCUUCAAGUGGGUGGACCAGGUUUGAAUCCGACCUGUGGCUCCUUUCCUCCAUGUCUCUCUCUCUCUCUCUCUGAUUUUUAACCCUAUCCUCGGUCCUAUCUCUAAACUAAAGGCAGAAAACGCCCCAAAAUAAACCUUUUCCCAUCUUUGAUGUGCAC